Messenger RNA from Syzygium oleosum, 1256 nucleotides. RefSeq names its product GDSL esterase/lipase At1g29670-like. Gene Ontology annotation, molecular function: hydrolase activity, acting on ester bonds. NCBI's taxonomy places the organism in Eukaryota, Viridiplantae, Streptophyta, Magnoliopsida, Myrtales, Myrtaceae. The coding region runs from base 102 to 1256 and encodes 384 amino acids. The transcript is spliced from 6 exons. The record is from RefSeq and is a predicted model, not a curated record.
GCUAAAUCUUUCACUAAAUUCUUCACGUUCCGCUGUUUCUGAAACACAUAAUUCCCCGAUCACAAUUUUCUUACUCAUUUUGAUCAUACUUUCUCUGAGAAAUGGCAUUUCAGUCCGACUGUAAGUUGAUUAUGCUUUUGUUAUUGCUAGCCCUCAAGCAGCUCAUCGCAAAGCCAUUGGUACCCUGUUAUUUCGUGUUCGGGGACUCCGUGAACGACAAUGGCAAUAAUGUCAACCUUCCUUCUGCCUUUAGACCUGUCUUCUUGCCAUAUGGGAUCGAUUUUCCCGAUGGACCAACCGGAAGGUACAGCAAUGGUCGGAAUUUCGUUGACGUCGUAGAGCAGUUCUUGGGCUUUGACAGCUUUAUUCCUCCGUAUGCAAAUGCAAGUGGUAGAGAUAUACUUCAGGGGGUCAAUUAUGCCUAUGCUGGUGCUGGAAUUCUUGAUAGAACUGGGAAGCACUUGGGUAACGUAGCAACAUUUACUGAUCAACUGAAGCAGCACCAAUACACAGUCUCAGAAAUUGCAAAGAUUUUAGGAGACGAGAACUCGGCUGCAUUUCAUCUAAAGAAAUGUUUAUAUUACGUCGACCUCGGCAAUAACGAUUACCUCGGAAAUUACUUCGGUUUUACCAAUCUCAGUCUGCAAUACACUCCUGAACUGUAUGCCAAUCUUCUCGUUGAAACAUAUUCUCGGAAGAUGAAGGAUUUGUACAACUACGGAGCGAGGAAGAUGAUCCUAUCAGGGGCAAACUUGAUUGGGUGCACACCAUCUGUAUUGGCCCACAGUCCUCCAACGUUUUCGCAGUGCAUAGGCUAUGUCAAUUUCGCUAUGCGGAUAUUCAACGACAAGCUUAAAUCUCUCGUCGGUGACUUGAACAAGCACUUUCCUGAUGCUAAAUUCACUUAUCAGGACGCUUCCGCCGUUUUUCAAGAAUUUUAUCUUACGUAUGUCAUGUUGAACGUGUUCGACUUAUCUGCCACCGUCGAGAAUGUUAAGCUCUCCGGUGCUGAAAUGAUGUCAAAGUAUUUGGGCUUCAAGGUCACAACAACCGCUUGCUGUGGACACGGACGGAAGCGUGGUAAGAUCAGCUGUCAGAAAUACCAAAUCCCAUGCAAGAACAGGGACGAGUACUUGUUUUGGGACCUUGUCCAUCCUACUGAAGCCGCCAAUGUGGUCGUGGCCAGCAAAUUAUUCAGCGAUGAAGCUGAACUGUUCACUUACCCAUUCACCAUUUCCCAGUUAGCCCAGCUCUAA